Rhopilema esculentum is the source of this 1424-nucleotide messenger RNA. Its product is annotated as RING finger and CHY zinc finger domain-containing protein 1. The record is from RefSeq and is a predicted model, not a curated record. Gene Ontology annotation, biological process: ubiquitin-dependent protein catabolic process; protein ubiquitination. Gene Ontology annotation, cellular component: nucleus. Gene Ontology annotation, molecular function: ubiquitin protein ligase activity; zinc ion binding. Lineage: Eukaryota; Metazoa; Cnidaria; Scyphozoa; Rhizostomeae; Rhizostomatidae.
UAUUGAGAUGUAAGAGCUUCCCUUCAAAGUCAUCAGAUGCAAGUUAGGGAGGGGAUGGAGUCUGCAGUCGGAAAUUGCGAACAUUACGUUAGAAGGUGCUUACUUAACACACCAUGUUGUGGCAAAAUGUAUCCUUGCCGUCUAUGUCAUGAUAGGAAUGAGGAUCAUGAAGUAAACAGGUUUGAAGUCGAGAUAUUGGUAUGCACACAAUGUCGCAAGGAUCAGCCUGUUUCAUCUCAUUGCAAAUAUUGUGGUAUUCUUUUUGGCCUAUAUUCCUGUACUAAAUGCAGAGUUUUCGACGAUAACGACCAUGGCCAGUUCCACUGUGAAGAAUGUGGUUUGUGUCGCAAAGGUGGGAGGGAAAACUUUUUCCACUGUAAACAGUGCGGUAUUUGUCUUACCAAAAGUAUAAAGGAUUCUCAUAAAUGUAGAGAAGAAAGCGGCAAGGACAAGUGCCCUGUGUGUUUUGAUAGCAUCCACACUGCAACAGAGCCCUCUUUGGCUCCAAAAUGUGGCCAUCUUAUACACAUGAAAUGCCACCGUUUGAUUAUGGAAUUUGGCCACAGAAGGUGUCCGUACUGUAAUCAAGAUUAUUAGAAAGACAAAUUUUUUAAAGCUGAAUUUUGAAAAAAGGGAAGGAACUACUGCUGCUGUUUGCUGUCGUCUACAUUUCAAAUACUAGGACAAUAUUUUGCCAUCUGGUCUUCUGUGAGAUGUUUGUAGAUGGCAUUAUUUAUUUACUGUAAUAAUCAUUUAAACUUUUGACAAUGCUUGUGAAACAGAAGACUAUUUCAACAGGAAAUGAUAUUUGUUACUAGAGAAUGAUAGUUACGUCAUGUUAGAGUUUUUAGUGUUGCCAGUUUUUUAAUUUAUUCUUUAUGGCAAGGCUGGAAAACAUUAAGAGUUUUGAAAAAAUGAGGAUAAGAAGCUCAACAUUAAAAGCUCACUUAAAAUAAUUUGCUAGAUUUCACAAAUAAACUAACUAUUUGCAGAAUAUUGUUGAAAUUGUAUGAUUUCUGGAAAAAAUUUGCUCAACUGAUUAUUUAAGCUAAAGCAGUUUUCUAUCUUUUAGCUGGACAGUGCUUUGAAUUCAAAUCGUUGUCUGAGUGCCUUUAAUAUCUUUCAGUCAUAGGCCUUCAUUAAUAAUAAUUUAGUCAGUUAAACUGUAAAUUAUGUUAAUAAUUUUUUUAAGAAACUGGGUAAUGAUAUUGACUGUCCAGAUAAUGCCUCUCACUGAUAAUAAUACAGGGUAAGCUGUACCUCUUGUAAAUGGGUCAUUCCCUGUUAAUUCAAAAGAUGUGAGCUUAGAAUAUUUAUCUUAAAAUAUAGAAUAUAGAUCUGUAUAUAUCAUUUCAGCUGUGAUAUUGCAUUUUCAAAUUUUGUCAUAUUUUAGGUAAAAUCACUGAUUGGCUACCCUUUUGAAU